AUGGUGGCACGAGGAGAUCUGGGUGCUCAGAUCCCAUUGGAACAAGUUCCAUCAGAACAACAUAGGAUAGUCCAAAUCUGCAGGCAAUUAAAUAAGCCUGUAAUUGUUGCCAGUCAGUUGCUUGAAUCUAUGAUUGAAUAUCCUACACCUACUAGAGCUGAAGUCGCCGACAUUUCUGAAGCAGUGCGCCAGCAGUCUGACGCUUUAAUGCUUUCUGGUGAGUCUGCCAUGGGCCAGUACCCUGAUAAGGCAUUGACCGUUUUAAGAAAUGUUAGUCUGAGAAUCGAGAAAUGGUGGAGAGAGGAGAAACAUAAUGAAGCUACGGAACUCCCAGGCAUAGCAUUGUCUUUUUCAGACAGCAUUUCAGAAGAGAUUUGCAACUCUGCUGCUAAGAUGGGUAUUAAUCCGCGCUUUUAUAAUGCAACCAACAAUUUAAGGGUGGAUGCUAUUUUUGUUUACACGAAGACAGGUCACAUGGCAUCUCUUUUGUCACGCUGUCGACCUGAUUGUCCAAUUUUUGCAUUUACUAACAUGAUGUCUAUACACAGACGCCUGAACAUGCAAUGGGGCCUCAUACCAUUCCGUUUGAGCUAUUCUGAUGAUAUGGAAAGCAACCUCAACAAGACUUUCUCCUUGCUCAAGGCCCGGGGAAUGAUUAAAUCAGGUGACGUCGUAAUUGCUGUCUCGGACAUACUGCAAUCUAUUCAGUUAUGA
Molecule: messenger RNA, 714 nt
Organism: Fraxinus pennsylvanica
Lineage: Eukaryota; Viridiplantae; Streptophyta; Magnoliopsida; Lamiales; Oleaceae
Source: the annotation of a GenBank genome assembly